Molecule: messenger RNA, 2658 nt
Organism: Eucalyptus grandis
Lineage: Eukaryota; Viridiplantae; Streptophyta; Magnoliopsida; Myrtales; Myrtaceae
Product: pyrophosphate-energized vacuolar membrane proton pump
Exons: 8
Coding region: 1-2280 (759 amino acids)
Biological process (GO): proton transmembrane transport
Cellular component (GO): membrane
Molecular function (GO): diphosphate hydrolysis-driven proton transmembrane transporter activity; inorganic diphosphate phosphatase activity
Source: RefSeq, a predicted model, not a curated record
AUGGCUGUGUUGAGUGAGGCUCUGACGCAGAUCCUGAUACCAACCAGUGCCUUGAUUGGCAUUGGCUUUGCUCUGCUUCAGUGGCUGUUGGUCUCGAAGGUCAAGGUCUCGGUUGAUUAUGGCAAGAAAGAUGGGUACAAGGACAAGCUGAUCGAGGAUGAAGAGGAGGGUGCUGAGAAUGCCGAUGCCGUCAUCAAGUGCGCCGAGAUUCAGAACGCCAUUUCUGUCGGGGCGACUUCUUUCCUAUUUACUCAGUACAAGUACCUCGGCAUCUUCAUGGUCGCCUUCGCCGUCGUCAUUUUCCUCUUCCUUGGUUCAGUCAAGGGGUUCAGCACCCAGAGUGAACCCUGCACUUACAAUCCAGGAAACCUCUGCAAACCGGCUCUGGCCAAUGCAAUGUUCAGCACCAUCGCCUUUUUGCUUGGCGCGCUCACCUCCGUGCUCUCAGGUUUUCUUGGCAUGAAGAUUGCAACCUAUGCAAAUGCAAGAACCACGUUAGAAGCAAGGAAAGGUGUUGGGAAGGCAUUCAUAACAGCUUUCCGCUCAGGCGCUGUGAUGGGAUUUCUUCUUGCUGCAAAUGGUCUUUUGGUUCUUUAUGUUACCAUCAAUCUGUUUAAGCUGUACUAUGGGGACGACUGGGAGGGGCUUUAUGAAUCUAUUACGGGCUAUGGUCUUGGGGGUUCUUCAAUGGCACUUUUUGGAAGAGUUGGUGGUGGCAUAUACACAAAAGCAGCUGAUGUUGGCGCCGACCUUGUUGGGAAAGUUGAAAAGAACAUCCCUGAAGAUGACCCAAGAAACCCAGCUGUCAUUGCUGAUAAUGUGGGUGACAACGUGGGGGACAUUGCCGGGAUGGGUUCCGAUCUAUUUGGUUCUUAUGCAGAGUCAUCUUGCGCUGCACUUUUCGUCGCCUCAAUUUCAUCCUUUGGGAUAACCCAUGACUACUCAGCCAUGUCUUAUCCUUUGACCAUUAGUGCAAUGGGCAUUGUAAUUUGCUUGAUAACUACACUUUUUGCCACCGACCUUGCUGAGAUUAGACACGUGAGCGAGAUCGAGCCGUCACUAAAGCGCCAACUUUUGAUCUCAACCAUUUUGAUGACUGCUGGCAUUGCCGUGGUCAGCUUCUUCGCUUUACCAUCUGAGUUUACUCUCUUCAACUUUGGUACCGAGAAGGCUGUAAAGAACUGGCACCUCUUCUUCUGUGUGUCCAUCGGCCUGUGGGCUGGGCUAGCCAUUGGAUAUACCACCGAGUAUUACACAAGCAAUGCUUACAGUCCGGUGCAGGAUGUAGCUGAUUCUUGCAGGACAGGUGCUGCGACAAACGUGAUAUUUGGCUUAGCUCUCGGAUACAAAUCUGUCAUCAUUCCCAUAUUUGCGAUAGCCAUUGCCAUUUACAUCAGCUUCAGCUUGGCUGCAAUGUAUGGAGUUGCUGUUGCUGCAUUGGGAAUGCUCAGCACUAUUGCCACCGGUCUCGCAAUUGACGCCUAUGGACCUAUUAGUGACAAUGCUGGCGGUAUCGCAGAAAUGGCUGGAAUGAGCCAUAAGAUACGCGAGCGAACAGAUGCUCUGGAUGCUGCAGGAAACACCACAGCUGCAAUUGGCAAGGGCUUUGCGAUCGGAUCAGCUGCUCUUGUCUCUCUUGCCUUGUUCGGCGCCUUUGUAAGCAGAGCAGGCAUCAAGACCGUGGAUGUGCUCACACCAAAGGUCUUCAUAGGGCUCAUCGUGGGUGCCAUGCUUCCGUACUGGUUCUCUGCCAUGACAAUGAAGAGUGUUGGAAGUGCAGCAUUGAAAAUGGUCGAAGAGGUCAGGCGCCAAUUCAAUACGAUCCCAGGGCUCAUGGAAGGAAGAGCGAAACCGGACUAUGCCAACUGUGUCAAGAUCUCUACCGACGCUUCUCUGAGAGAAAUGAUCCCUCCCGGCGCUUUGGUCAUGCUCACCCCUCUUAUUGCCGGAACCUUAUUCGGCGUGGAGACUCUGGCAGGAGUUCUCGCCGGUUCACUUGUUUCCGGCGUGCAGGUUGCCAUUUCAGCUUCCAAUACUGGCGGAGCAUGGGACAAUGCUAAGAAAUACAUAGAGGCUGGGGCAUCUGAGCACGCGAAAUCACUCGGUCCUAAGGGAUCUGACCCGCACAAGGCUGCUGUCAUCGGCGACACUAUCGGCGACCCGCUCAAGGACACCUCGGGUCCAUCGCUCAACAUACUGAUCAAGCUCAUGGCGGUCGAGUCGCUGGUGUUCGCUCCGUUCUUCGCUGCCCACGGCGGCUUGUUGUUCAAGCUGCUGUGAGUUGGUAGCAUCGCCUUUGACUGUUUCAGCAGGUUCAUAUAUAUUUUUGGAUGGAGAAUAUAAUGAGCUAAGCCACUACCCUGUAACUAGAAGAUCUGAUCUGUAAUUGAUGCACCUGAUUUAUCAUGAAUAAGCAAGUCCAUCAUCCUCAAAGCUAAACUAUCAGCAUACAUAUCUUGUCUUAGGUGAUGGAAGUUCAUAUGUCGUUUGUCUUGAAAGUCUUUAUGUCCUUGUUCUUAAUUUUGUCAACUAAUUAGGUCACUUCAGUCCUCAAUCCGGUAAGAGAAAAAGGGGAUCGAAUCCGGCCCAAAUGAUCAUAACUUUUAUUUGGCAUUCGUAAUUUUCCUCAUUAAUGAUAAUUUACAUGUUGCGUACCAA